Molecule: messenger RNA, 1737 nt
Organism: Fonsecaea pedrosoi CBS 271.37
Lineage: Eukaryota; Fungi; Ascomycota; Eurotiomycetes; Chaetothyriales; Herpotrichiellaceae
Exons: 3
Coding region: 1-1737 (578 amino acids)
Biological process (GO): xenobiotic detoxification by transmembrane export across the plasma membrane
Molecular function (GO): fluconazole transmembrane transporter activity
Source: RefSeq, a predicted model, not a curated record
AUGGCUACGUUUUUGAGGGACACCCCUUUGGGUCAAUUCCUCCGCCUAGUUUCACAGGGCUACCUUCUGCAAUAUACGGAUGACAGAAAUGGGCUCGAACUCUUGCGAAAUAGACGAUCGCAGCCGGUAGAUCCAGUUGCCGAAGUUCAAGUCAAUUCUGAAGCCGACCCUGAAGUGCUUGCAAAAAAGGGGACGAACGUUGAUGAUCUCGUUAUAGUCGACUGGUAUAGUCCAACAGAUGCAGAGAAUCCACGAAACUUCUCGACGACGAAGAAGUUAUGGGCCAGCUUCAUCAUCUUUAUCUACACUUUUGUUGUCUACUGCACCUCGUCUAUCACGACGCCGUCCUACCCAUUCAUCGCACCUCAGCACGGCCUCAACGAAACCUCUGUCUCCUUGAUCCUCGCCCUAUACGUUCUCGGUUACGCUCUGGGCCCUUUGCUGUUUGCCCCCUUGUCGGAAAUACCCUGGAUUGGCCGCAACAUCCCAUACUGGGCCUCGUUCCUCCCUUUCCUCGCGUUGACCAUCGCCCUUACACAGGUACAAGACCUCAACUUCGCCACCAUCUGCGUCCUACGCUUCCUGCAAGGCUACUUUGGCUCCCCGAUCCUGGCCACUGGUGCCGCUUCGUACGACGACCUUUUUGAUGAGUUCGAGUCGCCGUACGGCUACAUGAUCUGGCUGGGCGCGAUGUACGCUGGGCCUGCGGUUGGUCCGCUUCUAUCUGGCUACGCCAUCGUCAGGGACUUCCGAUGGCCGUACUGGGAGUGCGCGAUCAUGGCGGGGGGUCUGUUCCCACUGAUCAUCCUGCUGCCGGAGACGAGCGCAGAUUACAUCCUCCUCCAACGAGCGAAGCGCAUGAGGAAGAUCACAAAUGACCCAAAGUACCGGGCGCCGUCGGAGAUCAAGAGAUUGAAUGUUGCAAAAGUGUUUAUGGACGCGCUGAUCAAGCCGACCGAGAUAGCGCUCAAAGAUCCUGCGAUUGCCUUUGUCACUGUAUACGGCGGCAUCGUGUAUGCCACCUACUAUUCAUAUUUCGAGGCUUUCCCACUGGUCUACAACGACAGGUAUGGCUUCUCCGCCGGAGCUAUUGGGCUGGUAUUCCUCUCCGUGAUCGUCGGUGCUGGAAUCUGCGCCACUAUCUACGCCGUUUACCUUAAGCUGUACUUCACUCCCUGGGCUCGUGCUGCAGUCAAAGAAGCGGCGUCCGCUGCUGUGUCCUCCGCGACCGACGACACGAACCAACCGCAGUCUCGGGCCACAGCGCCGCGAAGAAUGCACAUCAACGCCGCGAUCGCGCAGGAGCGGUGGCUGAUCCCGUCGAUCCCAUUCAGCGUGCUCUGCCCGGCGGGACUGUUCCUGUUCGCGUGGACCGCGACGGCGACGUCUCACGACCCCAACAACGGCGACGCACACCCGACGUUCCACUGGAUCGUGCCGACGGUCGGUAUCGCCCUCUUUUCCGGCGGCAGCUUCGUCGUCUUCCAGUGCACCAUCAUCUACAUCUCCCUGUCCUACCGGAAAUACUUUGCCUCGCUGUCCGCCACGUACGACAUGUCGCGGGGAUCCAUGGCCGCGGGGGUCGUCAUGGGCAGCCGGGCCGUCUUUGUCGGCUGGGGCGUCGACAAGGGCGUCAGCGUGCUCGCCGCCGUCAGCGCCGCGGGCGUCUUCGGCAUGGUCUACCUGUGGAGGUACGGCGCCGUGCUGAGGUCCAAGAGCAGGUUUGCAGAGCAAUAG